AUGAUACCACCAAUAUUUUGUAACCUCUAUCUCGGUCAUGAUGAUUUAGGAGAGGCUAUAUAUGAUUUCUUCACGGCAAUGAUUGACAUAACCGGUCUUAUCCGUUCAAUUGUCAUUUUAAGGAAGCAAAGAAAAUUUUUAAAUUUAUUCGGUGUUGUAGAGAGCUGGUAUGAGGAUUUGAAACAACCAAAUGAGCACAAGGCAUUAGAGACUCUAAAUCAAAUUGUGGCAAAAGUGCAAUUGUACUCCAAAUGUUGUCUUUACUCUUUACUCAUGGUUGAUGUUACGUACGCCUUCGAACCCAUAAUUACGCAUUACGGCAAAUUGGUAGUGGAACUUCAAUUGCCAUCGAUCGAUUUGCAUCAAAGUCCUGUCUAUGAGAUGGUGUAUCUUAUCCAAGCUCUAUGGCUUGUACCUCUCACGAGUGUAAAUUAUGUCUCAUAUUCGAAUUCGCUUUUGAUUUUUACGAUUUUUGGCGUUUUCGCAACGAGACAUCUUCAACAGAAAUUGAUGGAGAUAUCUCAAAUGGAGGAUGACGAGGCUUUGGCCAAUCUCAAGCAAUGUGUUGUGUAUCACAGUAAAAUUAUCAAAUUCGGUGAGAAUUUGGAAGAGCUGUACUCAUUAAUGAGUUUGCUGGACAUUAGUCUUUAUUGUAUAUCAGUAUGUCUGAUGUUGGUCUACUUGACAAUGGAUUUCACCUGGCCGCUGUUGUUCAAAGGUGUCAUUGUAAUACUAUUCUUAACGACUCUAAUUUUCCUUACCUAUCAUGUGGCGGAUGUAUUAACACAUGAGAGCAUGAAUAUAGCUGAAUUGGCCUACAACACCAAUUGGAUGGAUCGUGAUAAGGAAUUUCGUUCGUGUAUUCAAGUGAUUAUUGUACGCAGUCAACGUCCACUAAUGCUCACCGCUGGCGGUUUUCAACCCAUGAAUAUGAAGACUUUUCUGGCUAUAAUGCGUGCCUCGUACUCUUUCUUCUCAGUUCUGCGUAGCACUGUGUAA
Messenger RNA from Ceratitis capitata (Mediterranean fruit fly), 999 nucleotides. Its product is annotated as odorant receptor 30a-like. Gene Ontology annotation, molecular function: olfactory receptor activity; odorant binding. Lineage: Eukaryota; Metazoa; Arthropoda; Insecta; Diptera; Tephritidae. The coding region runs from base 1 to 999 and encodes 332 amino acids. Gene Ontology annotation, cellular component: plasma membrane. The record is from RefSeq and is a predicted model, not a curated record. Gene Ontology annotation, biological process: sensory perception of smell; detection of chemical stimulus involved in sensory perception of smell. The transcript is spliced from 7 exons.